This is a messenger RNA of Helianthus annuus (common sunflower), 828 nucleotides long. Its product is annotated as glutathione S-transferase T3-like. The transcript has 3 exons. Lineage: Eukaryota; Viridiplantae; Streptophyta; Magnoliopsida; Asterales; Asteraceae. Bases 1 to 828 code for a protein of 275 amino acids. The record is from RefSeq and is a predicted model, not a curated record.
AUGGCGGUGGUUCUAGAGGCUACAAGCGCAAUUCGAAUCCAACCGCCAACAUCACCGGUUCGACUUGACGAUGACGAAGAAGAAGUCGUCCCCGAUUCGCCACCUCAAAAUCUCAAGCGCAAAAAAAACAAGGGGAAGGCGGCUGAAACCGUAGUCGAAACCAAAGGCGAUUCGAAACCAAAGGCGAGACCUUGGACAAAAGUAGAGGAGGAGGCGCUAGCAAUGGCGGAACAACAAAACGGGUGUUGGUUUUGGAAGGCGAUAACGGAUAAAUUUAACGCGAUUAUGGAGCAAGGCCCGAUGCGCGAUGUCGAUUCCGUCUCUGGCAAGUGGCGUAAAAUGAGCAAGAUCAUCAACCGCUUUUGCGAUAUUUAUAACCUUUAUUACAUUAAUCCUCCUAGUGGGAGUAACGAGGAUGACAUUCUCAACCUUGCUUUGGCUAAAUGGGAUGAGAAGAAUAAAACUCAUUUCGAACACAUCCGAGCAUGGAAAGUUUUAAAGAAAGAAAACAAAUGGAAGCCUAUUCCUAACGAGGUCGCAACCGCCAAACGGAGAAAAACUUCGGAGUCUGGAAGUUAUAGUGCGGGAGGCUCCACCGCUCGUUGUCACAUAGACAUAAACGACGAACCGGAAUUUGACGAGGAGGAGUUUGCCGUUCACGAGUCGGAACGUCCCCCUGGAAGGGACAAAGCAAAAAAAGAGGCGGCCGGAAAGAGAAAAGCGGGCGGCUCGAACCAUACGUCUUCCGGGGCCGGUUCGAAAAUGGACGAGUCGAUAUCCGAAUUCCGUUCGUUCAAAGAGCUCACGGCGGAAAAAAUAUGUUUAUAA